CCACAAAUUAAAUGGAGGUCCACGAAGCAGCCGCGAGUGGUGAUAGUGAUCAAAUCGAGGCCUUAAUGAACACGUCUAGAUAUGAUGUAAAUUUACCAGAUCUUGAAUGGGACAGUCGUACACCAUUGCACUGGGCUGCCAUAAAAGGCCAUGCUGAGAGUGCCCGUGUCUUAUUAGACAACGGAGCUGAUGCUACAAUGGCAACAGAGAGCGGAUGGACAGCAGCCCACUUUGCUGCUGAAAUUGGUAAAGUUGGUAUCCUACGUGUGUUACACAAAUUCAAAGCUCCAAUGGACAUGCCAGAUACCUCUGGAGAUACCCCCAGGGAUAUUGCUCAGCUGUAUGGUCAUCAGGAAUGUGUUGCAUUUUUUGACAUGGUAGAACAAGAAGCCAUUGAAAAGGCACUGCAAAACCUUGCAGAAGAAAAGAUGAGAAAGUUAGAACAGUCAAACUCAACUAAGAGAAAGAAGGGAGGGAAGAAACCAAACACAACCAAAAUAAAAAAGGAAAACAGUGUAGAGACAGUUUAACAUUGCAGUACACAUGUAUAACUAUAGCUUUGUUAUAAUUAAUAUAAAGAUGAACAAUUUAUAUUGCGCCAACUUAUAAAAAAUAUAAAAAUGAUCAAAGGCACAAUUACUCCUCAAAAUAGGUUUUUUUUUAAAUUUUUUAAAAGAUUGCUGUGGUAUAUAUACAUUAUAUAUAUAUUUUGCAAAUAUUUUGUAUUGAGUAUAAAUAAAAGUUUACAUACUUGACUUCAAAGUAGCAUUUUUUAAAAACAGUUGAUGCCAUGAUCAAUCUGUGACCCCUAUAAAUUAGCGGUAACAUUAGCAUUGCGCCAAACAAUUGUGCUCCAUCUUUCUCCUACAUAUGCAUCACACCUUAGUCCCACCAUAGUUGCAGCUGAAAAAAAAAAAUUUAAAAUUUCCCUGACAAGUUUUACUGUCGUAACUGGGUAAGGUGGCCCACCUGCUGAUGUUGCCCCUGCUAUAAAUUUAAAAUCCAGCACUUUCCAUUCAACGUGUAUCCAAAUUGAAAUUGCGCACUUCAUAAAAAUUUGUGAAAUCUUCUAAAACAAAUUAUUUAAACAAAAUGCCUUUUCCCUCCUGCAAUCUAGUAGAGUCCAAGACCUUACAUGGUUUGAAGCAUCCAGUCAGUGUACAGAAUUUUGAUGCAAAAUCUCCAUUCAGCAUGUAGCCUUGUCUACAUUUUGUCAUGUACACUACUUUCCAUUUAGCACCUGCUCCAGAAAUUUUCCAAAAGGGGUCAUGGAUGUCCACAACCAAAUGUCUGUCUAUGGUCUCCAAUUGUUAUACUUUAGUAAUAGCAUGUUUAUUUAUGAGGGGGGGGUUUAUUUAAAGUUCCAUGAUCAUAAAAUUUAUAUUUUCUCAUCUGGUAACAAAAUGAUCUCAUGUGCUGUACCUGGAAUGUGUAACCAAAUUUUUUUUAAGUUCUCUCCAGACAAAGACUAUUGUAUGCUCAUAUUAUAUUCAUGAUGUGAUGUCAUCAUGACCAUAUUUAGGCAUGUCACAUGUUUUUGUCAAAUAAAAUUUGAUAGCAUUGCUGUCAUCUAUAAAGACAAAAACAAAAUCAAUGUUGAAAGUAUGGAAGAAUUUUAUUUUAUAUUUUUUAUGUGAGGCUGAUACCUUUCACUGAUCAUUCUUGAGUUUUCAACUCACUGUCAUGAGUAACCCGACACAACAUAACAUGUUCUACAUCAUUUUACUGCUGGGCAGUGCUAAACAAUCCUGAUUUUAACUACACCUCUGAAAUAUAAGAUUCUGAUUUCAGAACGAAGGAAGAAAAUAUUCAUAUGCAUUACCAUUUAUUUUCUAAAAUUUCUCUUGGCUGGUAAAAUAGUAAAAGCUAAAAUUGCAGACACUUUCAAAAUAUAUAGAUUACAGAAAAAAA
Anneissia japonica is the source of this 1911-nucleotide messenger RNA. RefSeq names its product ankyrin repeat domain-containing protein 66-like. NCBI's taxonomy places the organism in Eukaryota, Metazoa, Echinodermata, Crinoidea, Comatulida, Comatulidae. The record is from RefSeq and is a predicted model, not a curated record. Gene Ontology annotation, molecular function: protein binding.